Messenger RNA from Bombus impatiens (common eastern bumble bee), 7211 nucleotides. Its product is annotated as serine-rich adhesin for platelets-like. Lineage: Eukaryota; Metazoa; Arthropoda; Insecta; Hymenoptera; Apidae. The transcript has 9 exons. Bases 80 to 6949 code for a protein of 2289 amino acids. The record is from RefSeq and is a predicted model, not a curated record.
GUACAUUAUGCUGUGAUACGUUUUGUUUGAACAUUUCUAAAAAUGAUUAUAACUUUUCAAUGAUAAUUGCAGACUUCAAAUGACGAUAAGCAUUAUGGAAACAUUAUUACCUUCGGAAAUAGCUAGAUUAGUUUUUGGGUACCUUGAAAGUCAAACAUGUAUGGAAGCUGCUAAAGUAUUUUUAGAGACUUCUCCGCAUUUACAAGAGUGCCGUACUGUAAUUUCAAAUGGAAAACGAUUCAGUGCUAAAGUUAAUGGAAUGACCUUAAUAGAUGUCAUUGACAAAUUUUUUGCUAUUAAUUCAACUGUUCAUGAAUACCUUAGCAAUAUAGCUAAUCACGAGCAGUCAAAGCACUGUGAAGACUUAAUCCAACAGUUGAAAUUUCUUAUUGGAGAAUCUUGGGGUCAAGAUUUUAGUGCUAACAAAGUUAAUGUUCUUUCACAGACUAAUUCUCAAAUAGGCAAUGGCUCUCCCAUAAUAUCUAGUAGUAGUACACGUAAAAGACGUUAUAGUAAUAAUGAACGCGAGCGAUGUAAACGUACAAAAGUAACAUUAAACGCAUCACAACAACCUGACUCACCCUCUGCUCAAGGUACAUCAAAAGCAUAUAAUUUCGAUAAUGUAGAAGCAACUCCAUUGGAAAGUUUACCAGGUCAUAUGGAUAUAUUAGAAUUACCAAAAUCUAUCACUAAUAUCAAAGAGAAGAAAUAUAAUAACUGUAUACAACAACAUGAAGGCGGCGAUAUAAACAUUCAGAACAUACAAGAUAUUGUCACAAGUAAUGCAUGUACAGAAAACGAUAUGAAAGAUUUGCACAUGCUUGAUAAGUGUAGCGCGGCGACAAGUACGGAAGAAUUAUUGAGCUACUCGUGCGCAGAAGUUCAAACUAUCCCAUACGAUACAUUGGAAUCUGAAUCAGAAAGUAAUGAUGAACCAAUAGAAAAUCUUAGUUUAUUAACGAAAGAGCUGUUAAACCGUAUCGAGUUACAAGAGCGAAUUGCUGAGAAUAUAAAUAAAGCAAUACUUCCAACAGAUGUGUCAUUGAAAGAUGAAAAUUUAAAUGAUCCUCUAAAUGGUGAAGCAAACACCUCUAUUAUGGCAGAACUAAAUAACACGAUUAAAUCAAUAGUUGAAGCAACAGAGACUGAUCCUGUGUUUGAAAAGUUUCUUGAAGAAAUCAUCGGGCCUCACACAGAAACUGAUGCAAGUCAUGAUGAAGAUACCGAAGCUAAACAAAAAGCAAAGUUCCUUGAUGGCUCACAAGAUAAACAAAGUGAAGUGAUUGUAAACAACAAUAAUCCAUUAGAAUCUAUAAUAUUAGAUGUCAAAUCGUCCACAGAAUUAGAUGGAACAGUAAAUACAGAUAUUCCAUUAAAGCACAGACUUCGUAGUUCUUCUAGACAACAAAAUAUUCGUAAUGAAGACGAACAACGUGACCAAGAGAAAGAAUAUAAUAUGUUGGAAGAUCAAAACGCCGCUGCAGUAUUAAGUAUAAUAAACGCAAAUAUCGUUAACGACAAAUCGGCAAACGAUAAAAGAACGAAAGAAAUUGUAUGUACAUUAGACAAUAAUAGCGAAAAAGAAUUGCCAACAUUUCAAAUUCCUCUUGAUAAAGAUACAGGGCAAAUUGGAAAAUUAACAACUGACGCUACUCAAAAAGAUGGUAGUAACGUUGUUACAACGAUUCAAGGUGAUAAUAUGGAGUCAAAGAUUAAAAGAUCGUCGGUAAAACGGUUACGACAUACGAAGCUUAAAGAACAGAAACCAAAAGGUAGCAUAAAUAAUUAUACAUCUGAACAAAACGUAAUAACAAUGCCAACAUUAGUACUAUGUUCGAAAGAAGAAAUAAAUAAUAUGUUAUCGGUAAAUUCUUACCCGCUGACUCGUCCAAUAACAUCUACUACAAAUUCGAGGUUCAUUCCUAUUGUUCCCAAAGGACCGAUAAUCAAUAAAACGAAUAAAGAUUUCGUGGAAACAUUAUAUCUAACAACCGUAAAUGUCGCUCAAAAAGUAACAUCACCACUCUGUGGUACGUCAAACGAUUUAAAAAACUGUAUUUCUUGUGCAAUAACAAUGACCGCUAUAACAACUACGACGACAAUAACAACAACAACGAAGUCGACGAUGACGACAACGGCAACGACUACGGCAACGACCACGACCACGACCGCGAAAGUACACACAUCUCAAAAAGAAGAUAAUAACAAAAUAAACAAUAAUAAAGAGAAAAACAGAACCACACAUAAUAUUAAUAAUUUUAUUGGCAAUUCAAUUACUAAUCCCAUAGUGUCCAAUACCGUCAAAUCAGUUGCUGGAGAAUCAAUAACCCUGUAUAGCAAUGAAACUAGCACCAAAACAUUACUAGAUAGUUCAAGCAUGCCUAUGAUAAAUAUAGAAGAUAACAUUAGCUUAUCCACUUCUGGAUUAUCUCCAUACAUAAAAUUCAAUUGGAAUAAGAGCAAUCAAAACUUAUCAGAUAUUGACUUGACAUCUGUCAUUCAGGAUGCAAAAGUUGUUGCUCCGUUAAAAACGAACAAUAUCGUUAAUGAUCACCAUCUUUCAGCUUCAAAAAAUACCGAUUGUGAUAUCAUUGAUAAACGUACUCCGAGGUCGUUGAUGAGGAGUAGAUCGAAAAAUUAUAGAUUAAGUUUAUCAACACCAAGAAGAAGAAACAGUCAUAUAAGAGCUCUUGAUUUUAACACGCCGAUGAAGACAACUGUAUCCGAUAAAAUGGUCAAUGAAAACAAAGGGAGGCGUUUUUCUUCGGAAUCCGCAAAACUCGUUACAUCUUUAUGUAGAACUACUCUUUACAAAUCGUCACCGCUUUCUAAUACUACCACAUCUACUCAUAAAACUAAGACUCCAUUAAAACAUUGCCAACUUCCGAUAGCGACGAGAAGUCCAGUACCAAAGCUUAUGGGCGAAUGGGAGAAAUAUAACGGACUUGGGAUAAUUAUAGGCGAUGUCCCUCCAUGUUCAAAUAUCAACGUUUCUUCGGAAAAUAAACUUGUCAAGAUCCAAUCCAAGUCGCUGGAACUUACGAAAGGUACAUGGGAUGCAGAUUUACGGAAAGCUCUACACAUUGGUAUAGACGAGGAUCACCAAGGAACGAAGAUAUCCACAAGUAACAAGAGAACGAAUUCUACAAAGACUGCUAAAUCAAAUAUUGUUCUCUCACCGACAAAGAAGGGCAAGCGCAAUUUACGCACAUCGAAAGGAAAAAGUAAAAAUAUUUUGCCAAAGGAAAAUAACGUUGUGCAAGAUGCAAAAAACGAAUGUACCAUGGGAAAAUGGAAUGUAAUGGAAUCAUCGAGCAUAAAAAGCAUAGAUCGUAACGCAUCCGAACCAAAGGAAAACUUUCUAGAUUCUGGGAUUAACAAUACUCUGGAAGCAAAUUUUUCUAACGUGAAACCAGCAGUAAAUAAAAGUAAGCUUGUUGUUGAACAGAAGAAUGCUCAGCAUCAAUUAUUAGCAAAGAGUAAUCAUUUACAUGAAAAUGCAACGAUAACAACAACAACCAAUAACUUAUCAUUCGAAAGGAAAAAUAUGAAAAAGUAUGCUCAAUUGAAAACGUUGAAGACCAAUUUAAAUAAAUACAAUCAAAUUGAGAGGAAACCAUAUUUAGAGAACGAUAUCGUUUCCGUAGACAUCACACGGCAUUCAGAACUUGCAACAGCUUCUGUCGAUAUUACACAGCAAUUAGUACAAAUACCUAAUAUGAUCGAUCACGAAACACCGAAAAAAUUUGAAAAUCCUUCUAGUGUUCCACCAACACCAAGAUUGCUCAGUCCAAGCAGCAAUGCAACGCCGUUUGUUAAAUUUAGCGAAGAUUCUAGUAAAAUACGUUCUUUCAUAAAUACACCAGAAUUUCCAAAAACACCUUGCAUUGCAUUGACUCCAAAAAUCUCGGAAGAAACUACCACAGACAAUAUAAAAAAAGAAACAUUUGAUAUUUGUUCUCCGUAUUAUAAACCAACUUCUGAGCAAAAUCAACAUGAAAAACAAACAAAACCGGAUAAUAAUAUCGAAAAAUCAUCCGUAGUACCAUUACAAUGUACAAACCAAUCUAUAUCGAAAAACAUUAUCAAUUCUACGAACACGUAUCAAGCUUGUGUAUCUACGAAAUUAGAAAUAACACAGUUCGAAGUAAUCAAAGAGAAUUUGCCGAAAGAAGAAGCAAUAAAAGAACUUAAAAUAUCAGCUAAUUCAAGAGAUUCGACUUAUUAUACGAAAACUGAUUGUAUCGAGAAUGGUGUUACUCAACAACAUAACGUGAAUAAAGAUAUGUAUGAAAAAAUGAAUGUCGAUAAUGAAAAAUAUUUGCCGAAUAGCGAAGAAUCGUAUGAUAGCGAUGCAUCGAUAUCAUCUUCCUCUUCAUCCCGAUCCUCGUCAACAUCGUCGUCGUCGUCGUCUUCGUCGUCGUCGUCAUCGUCUUCAUCGUCGUCAUCAUCAUCAUCGUCGUCGUCACCACCAUCGUCACCACCAUCAUCACCAUCAUCGUCACCAUCAUCAACUAUUUUAACUAGUUUAAAAACUUUUAAUAAAAAAAGCAAAAAUAUUACAAAUCAAGUUUGUAUCAAUACAAACAGCGAUUCGACACACAAAAUUAAAAAUGUUAUAGAAACAAUAAACGAAGAAAGAACUGAAUGUCCAACAAUUUCAGAAAAUAAUACUCUAGGAUUAAAAAUGAAACCAACCAAUGCAGAAGAGGCAAUUAUUACUUUAAGAAAAUGUGAAUCUUCACCCUCAAAAGUGUUUUCAAUAUUAAAGAAUGAAGAGGAUUGUAAAACUAAUACGAAAGAAACACCUGCCAAAGAUGAAACUUUGAAUGAAGUAGAUAUUUCUGAGACUCCUAAUAGUUCAAAGAUCGGUAUAGAGAAUCUAACUAAUCUGUCUUCGAAAAUUUCCGCAUUAAUAACUUCGGGAGAUCGAAAGUUGUCCAAAUCGAAUCAACGUUUAAUUAUGGAAAAUUCUACAAAUAAAAGAUUUAAACAGAAGCCCAAAGUGAUCAAUAUACAACAUUUAAGAUCGAAUUCUUUGGUUACUUUUAAACCAACUAAAUCCAUAAAACAUUCUUCCAUGGAAAAAAGGCAAAGAUCUCUAACUAUAGAUAAAAAGUUAGUUGUCCAAUUGGAGGCAAAAAGACAACGUAUGAUAGCAAAAUUUCGUGAAAUACCUAAAGCUAAUCUUACCCGAGAUAAAAGCCAGCAAGGUCGAAUCAUUUUUCGGGGUAAAAAUAAUAUUAGUUUAAAGAAAAAAAACAAUCAGCACAAAUAUAGUCAGAAGAGUGAGAAUAAAUUCAGUGAGAUGAAAAGAAAGAAGAAAAGAAAAAAGUGGAUGGAAGAAUCAAAUCAUUCUAAUAAUAACCAAAAUAAUAAAAGUAAUAAUAAUAAUAAUAGCAACAACAACAGUAAUAACAACAAAUCUAGUAAUGGCAGUGACAAUAAUUGUGACGACACUGAUAAUAAUAAUAUCAAUAACUACGAUGCUAGUAAUGCUAGCAUUAGUAGCAGCAAUAAUAAACAUAAUAAUAAUAAUAGUAAUAGUAAUAAUAAUAACGAUGACAAAUGCACAAAGCAUUUAUCCAUUGAUGGUGCAUCAGAAAGUAAACUAUAUAGCUUGGAAGAUUCAGAAGAAAAAGAUAAUAACAAUAAGCAUGUACAAAAUGAUGAUUUAGCACUCGAAAAUGACACCAAAAAAAUCAUCGAAAUAGCGGUUGAUAACAUUAUGAGUGACGUUGAAGUUAAUGUAUAUCAACAAGCAAAUGCGCUUAAAAUGGAAAAUCAAACUUAUAACUCGAGAAUUACGGAAAACAGAGGAAUAGUAGAAUUAGAUGUGACAGAGAAUCCAGAAAUGCAAAAUGAGAUUGACACGGAAAUUGAAAAAGGCGACAGUAAUACCAUUAAUAAAGUUAUUUUACGUGGGAAUGAAUGCAGUGGUACAAAAAACAACUGCAGUUAUAAUGGAGAAAAUACAUGUAAGUUAAGGGAAUACCCGAAUUAUAAUAGUGGUAAAACAACAAGUACUUUAUUAAAAUCAAAAGUUGAUCAAGUAAAGCGAGAUUUGUUUAGUGACGAGGAACAAGUAUUUAGGAGGGAAGAGAUAUCAAAUGCUAUCGAAUAUUCAAUUAAUCAAAAGAAUAAUAAUGUUCCUCCUAUUGAAAUACACGAUACUGUUAGAAGUACAAUCACAGAAAAUACCAACUCGGAAAAUCCAAAAAGUUUAUCGCGCGUUCUUCAGUGUUUGCAGCUCGUUCCCACGUAUAAGCACGAGCAUAUGGUCGAAUCUCAAUGUAUGAAAUAUAAUCGUAAAAUGGAUCUUAAUGUAACUAUUCCUAACUCGGUAGAAUAUCAUUUCCUAUAUGACGAUAAUGCAUCUUCCAAAAAAAGAAGGCGUAGGCAUAGCAAUCAUGAAUUAGAAUUCCAAAUUAAUAUUGUCUUGAACGAUAAAAAUUGCGAUGAAACAAUUAAAGUAAUGACUGCCACUGACUAUGAAGAGAUAUUUAAUUUGCCGCCAAAGACUAAAAAAAGAUUAGGAAGCAAGAAAUCACCAAUUAAGCAUGAAAAUAAUUGUGAAACACUGAACAACCCGUUUAUCGAUACUUCAACCAAAAAGGGAAUGCACGUGAAACCUUUAGCAACUUCGUCUCCUUUGGACGAAUCAUUUGUGUGCACAAAAAAUUGUGUAAAAAAAGUCGCUAUUAAUACUGCUACUGUCAUGAAUGAAAGAAAUAACAAGAUACUGCACAAUAGUAAAAAACGGUUGAACGUAAACGGAAUUCGAGGAGUUAAUAAAGCCAACACUGCUGCAAAGAUUUCAAAAAGGAAGGUUUCAGAUUUGAAAGAAAGCAAACAGACUGAGAAACAGCAAUGCACAACAGAUCCACAAACAUUAUUGAAUAAUUUAGAUCUGGAUAAGUUUUUAACUUCAGUCCAUGGGCCAGCAUGAACAAUAAUUAAGUAUUUUAACUUUUUAAAAUUGUACAGAAACAUGAAACAUCAUACGUGUGUGUAUAUGUAUGUGAGCAAGCAAGCGCUCGCGCGUGUGUGUGUAUGCUGUACAACAUAAAUAUUCGGUAUAUUUUUAUUAUUAUUUAAUUUCCUGAGAAACUAUAAUAAUAUUAUAGUUGUAUUAUAUAAAAGUUAAUCUUGUGAAUAGAAGAUAAAAGUAGUGAUAAGUUUUUAAAUUGUUUUGACAUAUGCAUAAGAUG